CUUGUCAAAAAGUUUAUUAACUGCUGAUUGUUUUUUUUUUAAGUGUAAAGUGUAGUUUUUUGGUUGUUUUGUUGUUGCUUGGUCUUUCGAAAAAUGGUAACAAAAGAAAAUAUUCUCGAGCAGUUCGAGAUGUUCAACAUAAACCCUAGCGAAGCAAUUCUAAUGAAAUGCGUAGAAUUAUGCGAAAAAUAUAAUAUCGAUGAGGAGGCUUUCGUGGAACAAUGGUUCGCUUUCACCACGUCAAAUUUAAAAGGAGCAGCCCCCACAAUAGAAUACUUGGAGAGGUUAGAAAGAAAAGAACUAGUAAACAAUCAAAACCAUGAUAAUGUGCAAAGUGACGUUUGCAUGGAUGCGAAUGAACCUAUGGAAUUAUCAAGUUCUCCGUCACAGUUAUCUGCCCGUCCAUCCGAAGAUAAUGUCCCAAACACGCCUAAGGCUCAUGCACCACCAUUAUCCAGAAUUAACACUCCUGUUCGACCCAAAAAACUUCAAGUGGACCAAGUGACUGAUAUUUCUAGUCAAAUAUCUAGUCCAUCUGUUGGUUUAGAUACAUACAAAAAACGUGAUGAGGCCUUAUCGGUCCGGUUCUACUACGGCUCCAAAAAUGCAAAGUUCAAACGCGAAUCCGAUUUGGAAAUAUCUGCUAAACCGGUAUACGAUGAUGGCAUGAAAUCCGAUCAGAAAUUCAUGCUGGAAUAUAUUGGAAAACGUGUGGGAUGCAUGGAUAAUAUGGUGGAAGAUUUAGCGCAGGCCAUUAUCAACUCACGGCAUCCUUAUAGGUCUACACAAAAUUCGAACACCGACGAAAUAAUGCUUUACGGCCGCAUCAUAUCCCUAUCAUUCAAGCGUUUGGACGCAAACAGUGUCCUUCUUGGACAAACGUGGAAAUUCCGCGGGCAAACGGUAGCUCUAGACUUGUCAAAAUUGUUGGAAUUCUCGGUUUUCCCUGGGCAGGUGGUGGUUGCUUACGGAAGAUUAAGGAACACGACCCCUGAGCUAGCCACCCUAGAAGUAAACGAGUUGCAUGCAAAGACUGAUUUAGCGCUAUUGGAAGAACCGCCCCUUGUUAGCGGUCCUCCCCUCGAAAUGGUUAUAGCCUGUGGCCCCUUCACUUUAAACAGUAACCUCAACUUCGAACCGUUACACGACCUACUUAAAUACGUCAAAGAAACGAAUCCUCACGUUUUACUGCUCAUUGGACCGUUUUCCGACAAAACUCACCCUGGCAUUUUACAAGGAGAACUCAGGCAGUCUGUCGAUAGCUUAUUCAUUGAUCUAGUCGAUACGAUCUCUAAAGAAAUAACCGAGACUCAAAUUAUAAUAGUCUCCUCGCAAAAGGAUCCUCAUCACUUUCCAGUGUAUCCGACGCCCCCUUACGACGUGGGGCAACAAUAUCCGAACAUUACCUUUAUGCCUGAUCCAUGUAUGGUUAAUAUUAACGGUUUAGUCCUGGGAGCCACAUCUGUAGAUGUCCUUUUUGAUAUGGGUUGUUCUGAACUCUAUGUGAAUAAAACAAACUCAGCUGAUCUUCGUAUGCCUCGUUUGGCGAGUCAUAUUUUAAAACAACAGUCGUUUUAUCCUUUGGAUCCACCAGGCAAAGGCGUUUAUAAGGACUACAGUCUUAUGGAGAGAUAUGGGCUUUUGUCGGACAAACCCCAUGUGCUAGUGUUGCCUUCUGCGCUAAGACAUUUUGUUAAAGAUGUGGAUGAAUGUUUGAUAAUAAACCCGGAAAGGUUGGUAAAAGGUAAUGGGGGCGGUACUUUCGCAAGGUUGGAAAUAACCCCAGGAAAUAGUCGGAGCGUUUGUGAGAGGAGCGCUUGUCAAAUUUUAAAGAUUUAAGUCGUUUUCUUAUGUAUUAUUAAUUUAUUUUUUAGAUUCAUAUUUUGUUUCCUAUUAUUGUAUAUGCAUAAAAUGUAUAUUGCUAAUAUAAAAACAUCUACGUUAA
This is a messenger RNA of Anthonomus grandis grandis, 1945 nucleotides long. It is a transcript of the gene DNApol-alpha73, whose product is annotated as DNA polymerase alpha subunit B. Gene Ontology annotation, cellular component: alpha DNA polymerase:primase complex. The record is from RefSeq and is a predicted model, not a curated record. Bases 94 to 1839 code for a protein of 581 amino acids. NCBI's taxonomy places the organism in Eukaryota, Metazoa, Arthropoda, Insecta, Coleoptera, Curculionidae. Gene Ontology annotation, molecular function: DNA binding. The transcript is spliced from 10 exons. Gene Ontology annotation, biological process: DNA replication; DNA replication initiation.